This is a messenger RNA of Malassezia restricta, 1245 nucleotides long. RefSeq names its product RNA-binding protein Musashi. Gene Ontology annotation, molecular function: RNA binding. The coding region runs from base 1 to 1245 and encodes 414 amino acids. The record is from RefSeq and is a predicted model, not a curated record. NCBI's taxonomy places the organism in Eukaryota, Fungi, Basidiomycota, Malasseziomycetes, Malasseziales, Malasseziaceae. The transcript is spliced from 2 exons.
AUGUCGGAAGCAGAUGAUCUGUAUGCGGAUUUGUAUGGCGAAGAGGCCGAGCCAUCGGUGAGUGCGCCCCCCGCGCCUAAGCCAGAGGCGGCUGCUCCGGCAGCAGCGACGCCAGCACCGUCGACAUCCGUACCUGCUGCGACGCCAGCAGCGGCGGGUGCCGUGCCCGAGACGAGCAGCGCGCCGUCGUUUAUUCCUGGGCGUCCGGCGCCUCCGCCGCUGGAUUCGGCAGAGGCACGUAGUGCGGCAGCGGCGCGGGGUGAGCACAUUGCGCCCCAGGAUCUGCCUGACGAAGGAAAAAUGUUCGUGGGCGGACUCAACUGGGACACCGACGAGGAGAGUCUGCGCCGCUACUUUGGACAGUUUGGUCCCGUGGCAUCGUGCACGGUCAUGCGCGAUGGCGCCUCGGGCCGCUCGCGUGGCUUUGCGUUCGUAACUUUCUCAGAUCCCAAGUCGGUCAAUGCCGUCAUGGUGCGUGAGCACUUCUUGGACGGCAAGAUUAUCGAUCCCAAGCGCGCCAUUCCGCGCCCCGAGCAGUCCAAGACCCAAAAGUGCUUUGUGGGUGGACUGCCCCAGACUGUUACGCAGGACUCGUUCAAGCAGCUCUUCCAGCAGUUUGGUCACGUCUUAGACAGCACAGUGAUGAUGGACAAAGACACGGGUCGCCCGCGUGGCUUUGGUUUUGUAACAUUCGAGAACGACGAUGGCGUAGAAAAUACGCUUGCUCACCAGCCCCUGCUUCUGGAUGGCAAGCAGAUCGAGGUCAAGCGCGCACAGUCGCGGGGUCAGCCACAGCCCAACGCCGCACCCAACCGCUUCUCGUCAGAUCCCGCGCGCGGUAGCAAUGCCCAGGCUCCGCUGCGCAUGUGGGGCGCCGGCGGCGGUAGUGCGAAUGGCGGCGAUAAGGCACCUGCCCAGAUGCCCGGCUUUGGCGCAGGCGGCUUUGAUCCUCAGGCGAUGGCCAAGAUGUAUCAGCAGAUGGGCUGGGGCAGCUCGGCGUGGAAUCCGCAGCUCAUGUGGCAGCAGAUGAUGGCUGCGUAUAUGAGCAGCGCCGCCACAGGUGGCAUGCCCGGUGCCCCCCCAGGCGGCCGUGCACAGGGCGCCGGCCGCUCAGGGCAGGAUGCUGGCUGGGGUAGCCGCGGCGACGAUGCUCGUGGCCGUGGCGCCGCGGGUGGCCCAGCGCAUCAGCGUGAACGCUCGCCCACGCGUGGAUCGCGUAGCUAUGAUGAACGUAGUCGAUUCUAA